GAGGCUAGAAAGCGUGUAGGGAGUUCAUGAACGCUGCUUGUCUCCUCCUGCAGUCACUGCAGAGGGCACGCAGCCUGCCGGGGCAAGGAUCCCAAACUGCUGGACGCAGCAUGACCGUCCCACAGCUGGAAAAUCUCACCGGUGUGACACCGCUCGUGACAGUGAGUUAAGUUUGUGGCAGACACAAAUCGGAAGGAUUUCUGCCUUUUUUUGCAGACUUCCUGCUGGAGACGGAAGAAUGAGAAGUUCAGAGGCUGUUGGUUAUUGAAAAUGGAAGAAACAAGGAAGCUCACUCCAAAGCCGUGUAAAAGCAAAGAACCUGUGAAAACAGAAUGGGGGUCUCAAAGUGUUGUAUUUACGUAUUUCCAAGGGGAUAUUAACAGCAUGGUAGAUGAACAUUUUUCUAGAGCUCUAAGCAAUGCCAAGAACCCACAAGACCUAAGCACGAAGCACAAGGGUGAGACUGUUCUCCUGAAGAAUGUAGAUAGCACGUCUCCCCAUCAGUGGAAUUUCUCUUCACAUUACUCCAAACAAUAUCCAUCGUCAUCUGCUACAAGCAUGUCAAAUUCUGGUCAGAAUUUUUCUGCUGCUGGUAUGGCAGGCCAAUACCAGCCAUCAGCUCUGCGGAGUCAUCCAUCCCAACCUGCAGAUUUAUGGCCGUUCCCUUCGAUUGGGACUCCCAGUCUUACCAGUUCGGUGUAUCACCAUGCCUUGCCUGACCUGCACGCGGUAGAUGAACCGAUCUCUGACAGGAAAUACGGUUCUCUUCUUGGUCUUCUGCAGCAGGAAAGGUGCCUAACUUCCAUGCAAGAAUGUACCAUGAAGCAACACUCAAGUUCUGCUUGUAUGACUGGACCUGCUAGGUUACAAAAUAUAAGUCAAAGUUCAGCUCCUGGGGGAGAGAGGAAAGCAAGCUCUUACCAAGGCUCAGAAAAUCCCAGUGUAAGCCAUGCCACUGCAGGUAUUCAGAUUCAAGACAGAAGACAAGAUUUGUACUUUUAGCAACUGGAUGUCUCUACUUUAUUCUGAAAAAGAAAGUUAUUGCAGUGAACUUUUAUUAUUUGCAACUGUGAAUCGAGAAGAAAUGAACUGCAGCUGUUCUGUGCUUUUUCUCUCACUUGGAAGAAUACACGUGCUAUUUACUAUUUGGGGAAUGAAAAAUAAUCUUUUUCUGUUCAGUAAAUAAUUUCUAAUAGCUAUGGUAUUAAACCUGACAGUAUGUUUGUCGUGAAGAAAUAUUGUCUACUUAAGGCUUUUCACGUAGCUCUCUUGAAAGGACUCCUAGCACAUUUUAAUCUUGCUGUGCUUAUUCAUUUACCAUCUCUUGGUAAGAAACACAGUUCGUAUCAGUGCAGUUGAUAAGUGCAGGGAUGCAGUUAGCGUAAAUUCAAUGCUGCAGAUUCUUAGCUUGAUUUGAUAUCUCCAUAUUGUUUAAAAUAGUCUUAGACCACAGAAAAGAGACUUCAAGACAACCACAGAUCAGCAAAUCAUGUUAUAUUUGUAUUUUGGAAUUACAGUAAUUUGUAACCAUACUUGCAAUUCACAUAGACUGUCUUCAGAAGCUAUAUAAUAUGCAUAUGCCCAAAGGCUCUGUUUUGCCUCGUCAUGUAUAAUCACCCUCCAGAGAACAGUGAAUUAACACUAGAUCUGGGAGGAAAUCUGGAUCCUCAUUGGAUGCAAUUAAAAUACCAUUGAGCAAAAA
This is a messenger RNA of Tyto alba (common barn owl), 1702 nucleotides long. RefSeq names its product vestigial like family member 1 (gene VGLL1). Gene Ontology annotation, biological process: regulation of transcription by RNA polymerase II. Bases 271 to 1002 code for a protein of 243 amino acids. NCBI's taxonomy places the organism in Eukaryota, Metazoa, Chordata, Aves, Strigiformes, Tytonidae. Gene Ontology annotation, cellular component: nucleus. The record is from RefSeq and is a predicted model, not a curated record. The transcript has 6 exons.